UCGGGUCCUUAUCAUUUUUCGAACAAGUGUUUAUCACUAAUUUUGUGUAAGCAUGAUAGUCGAGAUGUAAACUGUAAAGUAACGUACUAUAAUUUACAACUACUACCUACGUUCAAUGUUGAAUAUUAUGCUAUAAGUUUACUUUAAUUUAUUACCAUUACCGUCGAAAGACUAGAAAUUAACGAAGAAUUUUACAAAUAUAAUUUCAUUUUUUUAUUAAAGUACAUCAGUACAAUUCAAUAUGAUUGAUCUAAGUAUGUGGGAGAACUUUCCAAUGUUAAUUCCAAGCAAAAAUUGUAAAUCUUGGAAAGGAUAUAUUUCGUUAAAUACGUAUAGUGUUUACAUAGAAAUAUUUUGCCCUAAUAUACCACUACUAGACAAUUUAAAAGUACAAAUUCCAGAACUUGAAGCCUUCAACUUCCAUCAAUUUGAUUUGAAGGAAACAAUAGAAAUAUAGAAAUCACAAAGAGCAGUGGUUACAAGAUAGAUGCAGCUUAAAGCGAGUAAAAAACUAGACGAUAUGACUGUACAUUAAAAUAUACGUUUACACUGUGAAACAACUGAGUACUUAUCGAUUACUACGAGUAAAUUGUUAUCUUUUGUUUUGUGGAUAUGGAUGUAUAUAACUAUGUAAAUGUUAAACAAAAAACACAUUCAUUGCCAGAGUUUUUAAAGGAAUUAAUUCCAGUUUUGGUAAAAGUUUGGAAACAAGAUACUUCUAUAAACGUGCCAAAUUCAAGCUAUAUAUUUAAUGAAGAAAAGUUCCAUUCUGUAAUUCAAGAAGUCAAUUUAUAUGGUCAAUAUGUGCAUACAAUUGACGAAAACCUAAAACACAUAACUUUUAAUGUUUUAGAUAUGUGUAAGCACAGCCAUUUUAUAAAAAUUUUUAUACCUGAUGAAUAUCCCAUGAUUAAAAAACAACCAUUAUGUUUUGAAACUAUGGUUCCAUCAGUAAGCUUGAACUUGUUUUUGAAGAUGACCACUAUUUUAAACUUAUUCGAAACGUUUAAAAAUGUUGUUAAUGAAUUAAGCAAUUUUUGGAACGUGCACAACGAAAUUAUUAGCACUUGCAAUCCUAUAGGAUCUUAUACUUUUAGAGAUGUUAAUUAUAGAAUACCUAUUGGUUUAGGAUGUUGUAACAUUUUAUUAGAUAUUCAUGUAUGUGUUGAAGUUGAAGUUGAUCCAUUGAAUCCAUUGAACUGUCCUAAAUUUCAUCUUCAUGGUCGCCCAGCUUCUAUGGAGAAGUUUCAAAAAAGAUUAAAUGAAAUCAAUCCAAUUUUGAUUUGGAGUACCGAAAACAGUUUUAAAGAAAAUAUUUUGAAUGUAUUUGAAGUUCCUACUCUUCAGUCACAAUAUGAAGAAGAGAAACCAGAACAUUAUAUUGCAAGUCAAAAUGAUUUGAAUUGUUGUUGUAUAUGUUAUGAUCAAUUAGAUAUGGCUUUAAAAAACCAAACCAAAUCGUGUGUUAAUGAAAAAUGUGAUGCAUUAUAUCAUAUGUCAUGUAUUUGUGAGUGGUUGCUGAAUUCUGGUAGUACACCAAUGUUUGAACAUUUGCAAGGCAAAUGUCCUCAAUGUGAAGAAGACAUGCUGGUAGCUCUGGAAAAUUUUGAUUUGAUUAAAACUUGAAUAUUAUAUGUGAAUUGAAAAUAUCUAAGAAAAAAAAUAACACAGUCUUAUUAAUCAAAUCAUCAGCCAAAGAACAUGUUAGUGUGUCACUUACCAUUUGACGAACCAAGUUAAUUUGUUCAAGAAUGUACAAGAUGCGUGUAACAUUUUAAUUUUUAUAUAUAUUUUUUGUACUUUUCUAUGUCAAAUAUA
Acyrthosiphon pisum (pea aphid) is the source of this 1818-nucleotide messenger RNA. RefSeq names its product E3 ubiquitin-protein ligase FANCL-like. Gene Ontology annotation, biological process: interstrand cross-link repair; protein monoubiquitination. NCBI's taxonomy places the organism in Eukaryota, Metazoa, Arthropoda, Insecta, Hemiptera, Aphididae. The coding region runs from base 613 to 1626 and encodes 337 amino acids. Gene Ontology annotation, cellular component: Fanconi anaemia nuclear complex; nucleus. The record is from RefSeq and is a predicted model, not a curated record. The transcript is spliced from 11 exons. Gene Ontology annotation, molecular function: ubiquitin protein ligase activity.